Messenger RNA from Pezoporus flaviventris, 3302 nucleotides. RefSeq names its product ubiquitin associated protein 1 like (gene UBAP1L). The record is from RefSeq and is a predicted model, not a curated record. Gene Ontology annotation, molecular function: ubiquitin binding. Bases 1007 to 2332 code for a protein of 441 amino acids. Gene Ontology annotation, biological process: ubiquitin-dependent protein catabolic process via the multivesicular body sorting pathway. The transcript has 6 exons. NCBI's taxonomy places the organism in Eukaryota, Metazoa, Chordata, Aves, Psittaciformes, Psittacidae. Gene Ontology annotation, cellular component: ESCRT I complex.
UCUGUUGAUACAAGCGCACAAACUAUUUGGUUUUGAUAGAGUUAAAAUUAAUCUGUGUGCAGAAGUUUGCAGUUCAUGCUCUCAUGUAUCACCUACCUACAGCACAACAACAUCCAGCUGAUAAGUCCUCAGGUGGUAGGGGUUCUGAUUUGCCUGUCCAUCCUCAAAUCCCUAAUAUCACCUCCAGAAUCUUGUUAAUCCCAAACCUAUGGCUGGGUCAGAUCCUGGACAGUGUCACCUGAUGGAAAAACAGCAGUUCAAGUAGUGUGAAAACAGUUGCAGAAACAGCUCCUUCAGUUCAGGAAGCUCAGUGCCUGCAUGAUGCUCUGCUUAAACAAUUAGGCUCCUUAUCCCAGCAGCAUGUCUGAUGGGGCUAACCACUUAAGCUAUGAUAAUCUUAAAACUGCCACAGUCAGAUGCCUGCCUGACACUGAAAGAUUUAAGGAACUGAGCAGCAGAUAAGCCAGCAGUAGAGGAGCAGCCCUGUUCUCCUGCCUGCAAGGAGAGCUGCAUGACUUCAGCUGGAGGUAAGAUAACUUCCUAUUGCUAAUACAAACAGGGCUUGGAAACACCAGUGGAUGGUGUGUGUUUAGAUGUAACACAAGCUUCCUGUGGUUUAUUCGACGUAUUUGCUCUUGCCUAAUGACGUCUGCAUUCAAAUGUUUCAUAUUUUUAGUGAGGAAGAUGUUGAAACCACAGAUGGAAGAGGAGUGUUGGAAAUCUUAACUCAUAAAACACGUGCAGACAGGGUAUUCUUAAAAACCCCUUGUGUAUUCAGACGUAUGAUUCAGAUUUGUUCAGUUUAAUCUUUCUAACUAUUUUCAAGUUGUAAAAACUAUUACAGCACAGCAAAAUAGAGGGGCUGGCUCUGAGUUUCUGAGACUCUUUAUGUUGGUUUGCCAGCCCGUAUCUUUGACUUGAAGGUGAGCAGGGCUGGCGUGGAGUGCCUGUGGUUAGAACCUUCACAGGAGCUGCUUUCUGCUCAGACAGUAGUCAGGCAGCAGUGAUGAGCUACCUGGAUGAAGUUCCCUUCCGCAAGGGCUGGAGCCUCGAUGGGGACUCAGGGGGAGAAAUCACUUUAAUCACUGCUCCGGCCAUCGAGGUCCCCGACUGCACCGACAUCCUCAUGAGCACCAUGUACGACUUCUCGCUGGAAAGAAAAGUGCUUUACUGGGUCGAGGUGGCCUCUCAGCAGCAAACCUCCCGCCAUCGGGUCACCUCUGAAGUCAUCCCCACGGCUCCCCCGUGCUGGCUGCUGCUGGUGGACCCUGCUGACCGCUAUGGAGGGAGAGCACGGGACGGGCCCGUGCGGCGCAGCAUCAGCCUGAGCGCUGCUGACAACAGCCAUGGGCCUGCCAAGGGCAGAGGUGCCUUGUCCGACACUGAGAGUGAGACCUGGUGCUCGGAGGAGGAUGGGUACUCGGAGGAUGAUGAGUACUCCUCGACCUCCUGGGAAGAGAGCGACAAGGAUGAAAAGAGUUCCAGGAGGAGAAACGCUGGGAGAAGCGGGGCUCUGCGUCCUGGCUUUCACCAGACCAGACCAAAGACAUCACCCGGCUUGCUGGAGCCCUCACCAGAGAGCAGCGUCCACAGCACAGCCAGCCCGGUCCUGAGCAAGCAGAAGAGAUCCAUGGUGAUCUUUAACAACAUGAAGAAUGAGCUGGAAGCGGCCAGGAGGAAGCUGGCUGCUUUGGUGCACCCUUUGAACAGAGCUCCUGUGGAGAACAGGGUCCCGGUGCCACAGCCUCUGCCCCUGCAGCCCCACACCAGCCGUGGCGUUAGGUUCAGGCCAGCACUGGACGUGUCCCGGCCGGGGACCCUGGUGCCAUCGCCUCCAGCCAUGCUGAUCCCCCCCAUCAAACAGCAUAAACCCACAGUGCCGUCCCUCAGCCCCUACGCCUGCCUCCCCCCUGCCUCCUCUGCGCCUGCACGACCCCUCAGCUCCUGCAGAUCCCAGCCGGAUCCGGCCGCUGACCUGCUCUCAGCAUUGAGCCAAGAGGAGCGAGACCUCAUUGAGCCCGUGAUAGCCUUGGGCUACCCCACCCACAAAGCCAUCCUCACCCUCCAGAAGACUGGAAGGCAAAGCUUAAGUCAGUUCCUGAGCUACCUGAGCGCCUGUGACCGGCUGCUGAAGCAGGGCUACGAGGAAGGGCAGGUGGAGGAGGCCAUGGAAAUGUUCCAGUACUCAGAAAAAAAGGCAGCUGAAUUCUUGCGCCUGUUAUCUCAGUUCAAUGAUAUGGGUUUCCAGCAAAAUGAAAUCAAAGAAGUUCUUCUGCUUUGUGGCAAUCAGAGGGAGAGGGCGUUGGAAGAGCUCGUGAUGAAAGCCCAGUGACCUGCACCCUGGAUCCCAGCCACAGCUCCCCCUCAGUCUGGACCACAUAAGGACUCGGGUGGGUCAGCACACCUUUACCCUUCUGCUGCUCCACGCCCACCCCAGCACCAUGGCUCAUGGGCACAAACCUCCAGAGCACUGGCUGGUGUCCAGUCCCGGUUUAUGGACGUCCACCAUAAGCAUGUGUGGCACUGCACCAAAGCAAAGGCUUUCUAACAGGAGUGUUUCUCUCUUCACCUACACAUCUUCCCCCUUGAUCAUCUCAGCUCUUCAGAUUAGAUGCGAUAAGAUCCAAACUGCCUUCGGCUUAGGUUUUGCAAAACCCAAAGCUCAGUUUUCUUCCUCCACCGGGGGUGAUGGGUGUCGUGUUUUCAACUGCAGUUCAGUGUGGAUGCUUGAAAGGUUCUAUAAAUCAAUAGAAGAUGCAGCUCUCAUGAAAACAGGGCUCCCGAAGAAGCAUUUAUUGGUCCUGGCUUGGCAAGAGUCUCAUGCAACUUAGCUGUGGUUUGAUAUUGUAAUUGAUACCCAGUCUGAUCACAUCAGCUUCUCUUUUAAACCAAGAACUUGAGAAAAAGACACAAUUCAAUGAGUAUACAGAAAGAAACCAGGCUGCCUUUGCUCUAGAAAUACAGGAAGUUUAUCCAGUGUGAUGAGAAAUGGCUUAGACAAGGGUUUGUGCUCAGGGAAUUCCAUAAAGUCGGAACAGAGAGACUGGGAACGGCUCGGCUGCCCUCGUGCUCUGCAGGAAUCAGGAAGAUUGAGGGGAUGCUUGCCUAAACAGCAGCUCCAAAUGAAGUUAAACACAAAUGUCAGGAUCAGGAAAUCUGGAUGCCCAGGGGAAUUCUUGUAUGCAGCUGAAGGAUGGAAAACGGGAGAUUCAGGUCACCUCAUGGAAUGUGUCUCUUGGCUUGGCACUGCAACAGUGGGCAGUGUUUUUACAUUAAGGUAUAUUGUUUUCCUGUGAAUUAGA